GUCUGAUUAGUUUUACUGUGCUGCGCGCUUUCAGGCUUGACAAGUGAAACUGUAGCGUCUAUUAAUUUGACGAUGAAACGGGAACGAGCAUGUAAAUCUCAAUGCAGUGGAUUCUUGGCUUGAGAUGUGGAGAUUCGGACACUCUAACCGCUAAAACAAACCUCGCACAACAGCGACAACUACAAUAGGGAUGCUUUGGAGAGAGUGUAUGAUACCGAACAUCCCGUACGGACCGAAAAGGCAUCAGUCAAUUAUGUACUCGAAAAAAGCCACUGAAGACAGAAUGCUCAGAAUUUUACCUGGUACUUACGCUGAAGGUCGAAUUAGAUGUAGAUUGAUUCACUAUUGAAAUACACGUCGCGCGGGAGGAAAGUGAGUCGUAACGUUUGACCUCGUUGAGCUCUGAGGCAAAUGGAUGGGGGUACAUACAAACGACGCUCGCCGCUUCAUCCAUAUUCCAACACACUCCCUCGAGCGGAGCAUGUGCACAACUUCCAAAACUCCAAUUAUCAACAUCAGCAACAUACCACAGCACUCCCUCAACCUAGCAUCCGACAUCCUGUCGAUGGCCCAUGCCGAGACUCCGGCCGUACAACUCUUAGGAAAGGGGAAACAUCGGUAUGGGGGGCAAGCACUCCCUGAAUAUGCAGGGGUCCAAUACGAAGGUUCGAUCUUCGUCAACAGCUCUCGACGAGCUAAUCAAAGUACGUUCGGCACUACGCGGGUUUCGAUCGGGGGUCCGCGCGCCAACGGUCCAUACUACUGCACGGGUUUCAAUCGGGGGCCCGCCAGCAUCCAAAAGGUUCGUUCGUUCAUACUCGAGUUUUCGAUCGGGGGCUCGAGGUUCGAUUACGGGGGGUUACACAAUUACGGGGGAUACGCGGUUCGUAGGUCAUGUCGGUAGUCGUAGGACAAUGUACAUAGUCGAUCGGGUGCUCGGAAAAAUACGACGGUGUUCGCGCAGAGGCUUCGACAGCGUGAGAUCGACGACAGAGGACCAAGGGUUCAGCAAACGACGGAGAACAUGUCGCGCAAGCGGUGGAUUCGGCCCCACCAGGGCAUGUCUGUUAAUAACCUACAGACUAGGUG
Messenger RNA from Somion occarium, 1089 nucleotides. The record is from the annotation of a GenBank genome assembly. Lineage: Eukaryota; Fungi; Basidiomycota; Agaricomycetes; Polyporales; Cerrenaceae.